UAUUGAUGGCCUCAGGCAGGUCAAUCACGCUCACACCACCAUCUGCUUCGGCUUUUCUGUUUCUGCAAGCGGUAUACCAGCUCUGCUGGUCGAAACUUGGUCGAAACUACUUUCAUCGUUCUUAAGGCGUGAGAUUAGCUGUUGCACAUGCUGAUUUCUGGUGAACCGUGGGUUAAAUAACUGCCUACUUAGAUGUCAGCAGUCGUCCCUUUCUUCGUCUGAAAUAUUCCACGAACCUACUGAGAACCUCUUUCUAUCACUAUCAUCACUAUCGAUCAUGGCGCCACUCGCACCUUUCAAUCCCCCUCUGGGACCGAACCAGAUGUUCUGUCAGCCCAAUGAGCAGACCUUGCAGAUGAAAGAGAAAGUCUUCUCACUCACUGGUGAUGAUUUCACUGUCACCACCGUUGCCGGAGUUCAAGUCUGCAAAUGCAAGGGCAAAGUUCUGUCCAUCAGCGGUGCUAAGAAGUUCACGGACAUGCAAGGCAACGAGAUCUUCACUCUCAAGAACAAGUAUUUCUCGCUGCACAAAAGCUUCCACGCAGAAAGGCCGGAUGGCAGUGAUAUUUUUCAGGUGAAAGGUCAUUUCUCAGUGCUCUCAUCACGAUCGACUGUCCACUUCAAAAACCAGUCAGACGGCAAUGAAAUCGAAUUGGAAGUCACAGGAGACUGGUUUGACCGAUCUGCGAGUAUCACCUUCGGCGGACGUCCCGUCGCACACAUCUCGAGAAGCUUCUUCAAUGUUCGCCAGAUUUUUGGCGACAAGCAGACUUAUUUUGUCACAGUAGCCCCAGGCGUCGAUCUGACCUUGAUUGCCGCAAUCUGCGUUUGUUUGGAUGAGCGCGAGAACGAGUCCUAAGCUCCUUGAGCCUUAGUGUACCGGUACAAUAUUGUGGAAGGAAAUAGACCUUGCUCUCGGAUAGGCUCCGCUCCAGCCCUCACCGGGCUGGUGUUUCUUUAUGUCAGCUUGACGUUGUUGCUGUGAAACGCGUCGAGUCCCCCAAUGUACUCAAACUACAACCUAGCAUGCCAGAC
Messenger RNA from Exophiala xenobiotica, 1035 nucleotides. RefSeq lists its product as uncharacterized. Lineage: Eukaryota; Fungi; Ascomycota; Eurotiomycetes; Chaetothyriales; Herpotrichiellaceae. The transcript is spliced from 4 exons. The coding region runs from base 278 to 859 and encodes 193 amino acids. The record is from RefSeq and is a predicted model, not a curated record.